Messenger RNA from Condylostylus longicornis, 845 nucleotides. RefSeq lists its product as uncharacterized. NCBI's taxonomy places the organism in Eukaryota, Metazoa, Arthropoda, Insecta, Diptera, Dolichopodidae. The transcript is spliced from 3 exons. Gene Ontology annotation, biological process: regulation of transcription by RNA polymerase II. The record is from RefSeq and is a predicted model, not a curated record. Bases 134 to 793 code for a protein of 219 amino acids. Gene Ontology annotation, cellular component: transcription regulator complex; nucleus.
UUACUACCUAGCCAACUGACGUAUUCGAUACGUGUUGUAACCAUGUUAAUUGUCAAAUGUCAUAUUGAAUCAAAAGUUAAUGGAUUUAAAGUAAGUUGCGGACGGAUCACGGAACGCAUAAAAUUGAAUCGAAAUGAAAACCGACGAAGAUUUCAUUGAAAGAGUUAAAGAUUUUGAUUUGCUAUAUAAUAAAAAAAAUUUCAAUUAUAGCAAUGUUUCUGAAAGGGACCGAAUAUGGAUGACGUUAUCAAGGGAAUUCAAUUGCGAUGCGAAAAAGAGAUGGAUAAGGCUCCGUGACAAGUAUGUUAGAUCUAAAAGAAUGCUAAAAUAUGAUGGAUCUGAUUUUCAAAGUUCGAUGAGUUUUAUCGACAAACAUAUAAAACCGAGGAGGAGAUUUCCAAAAAAUGAAAUAUAUUGCGAUGAACCUGAAAUAGAAGAUGUGAAAUCAUUUUAUAAUGAAUUUUGUACAGAAAUUACAAGUGAAAUACAGAAUAGUACCGACAAUAUGCAAGUUCAAGAUACGUCGGAUUUUUCUGAUAACGAAGCGACACAAUCAAAAAUUGAACAAGUCAGUCCUUAUGACGAAACAUUUCAACUAGAUUUUAUAAAAACUUUGAAAGCUAUACAAGAUAAACUGCAAAAAAAAAUGCGAAAAAGUGAAGAAAACGACGAAGAUACAUGUUUUAUGCGGUUAAUUACAUCAAAAAUGAAUAAAAUGUCUUCUGUAGAAAAAUCUUUAUUUCAAUUAGAAAUUUUAAAAAAAGCUGACGAAAUAAUUAUUAAUAAAAAUUGAUGUAUCAAACACUGUUUGCAGUUAAAAAUAAAAUCUUAUCCUUAACUUUAAA